Messenger RNA from Larimichthys crocea (large yellow croaker), 1670 nucleotides. RefSeq names its product immediate early response gene 5-like protein. Bases 71 to 949 code for a protein of 292 amino acids. Lineage: Eukaryota; Metazoa; Chordata; Actinopteri; Sciaenidae. The transcript has a single exon. The record is from RefSeq and is a predicted model, not a curated record.
AUAUUUCCUUCAGUUAACAAACAGACGAUUUGAGAGACUGAGAGGAAAGAAAAGGGUGGUCCGGUUGAGGAUGGAGUGUGCAUUUGACGCACAGAAUCUGAUUUCCAUUUCUUUGAGGAAAAUCCAAAGCUCCAGGACGCAGAGAGGAGGCAUCAAGCUCCACAAGAACUUACUGGUAACGUACGUACUGAGAAACGCCAGGCAGUUUUAUAUGAGCAAAAACUUGUCGCAAACGCAGAGGACGCAUCACUAUGAGGAUGUAGCCGCCGUCCGCGAAAGGCACGACUAUCUUGAAUUGACUGGGAGCUUAACAGAGUUGGCCGAUGACUUCUACUGCAACUUUACUGGGGUUGAGUCGGACACUUGGCACUGCGGAGCGCACCAGCCCAUCGGCCAGCCUGCAGAGGUGGCGCACCAAGACGCAUCUGCCUGCGCAAUGGUCUCACCAAGUGACUCUGACCUCAUGGUUUCGGAAGCCUGUUGGAGUUGUGCAGAUAAAUCCUCCUGGGAGUUACCUAUCCCAAAUGCACAAGCCAACCAAAAGACUGUCCUGGACUUGGACACGCAUGUGGUGACUACUGUCACGAACGGAUACUUCCACUCAGACUGUUGCGCGCAGUCAAAACAGCCGCAGGGCGCGCAGUGCUACGGUAAAAAGCGAAAGAUGGACACAAGUUAUCAUAUUGUUGAUCCAGAGUUUUAUUUGCCAGACUUUGGGCCGGUGCCAUGUAAAAGGAUGAGGACUGACGAUGAUUCACAUUCAGACUCGGACCAGUUGGACAGCACGAACAUCUCCAACCUGAUCUCAGUGUUGGGUUCAGGUGGACUAUCUGAGUUUGUGAGUUGGCAGCAGACGGACCUUGAGCAAAUAUUCGCCGCUCAGACAAUUUGUUUAAAACAUACACUGUUAACAGGCAGCGGCUGGACCAGAGCGAUCGAAGCAUUUUGAUUUGUAUGACUGUUUUUUUCUUUGUAUCGUUUUAUUUUAUUGCUUUCAAAUAAACCAUGACAGACUGCAGCUCUCUCUCUCUCCUCUGUUAUUGCAUCAAAUGUGGUUAUUUAGUCCAGUUCUGACUUUUACGCAUCAACAUUCACUGUGCCGGUUCAUACCAUUCAUCCACACAUUAAAAAAUGAACUGUACCUUUGGUUUAAAGCCUUUAUUUUUCUGGUGGUUGGUUCGGGGUACUGGAGUCUUGUCUCUGUUUUUUUUUUUUGUAUUUCCUGAAGAAAUGAGCUUGUUUCUCUGGAAACAUGUUGGACGAGCUCCAUCAUGUGGCGAGUAAAGAUCUGUGCAGGCUCAAUGCAUCAGCUCCGAGGCAGAAUCUCAGUCUGUAUAUGUGUUAUUUAUACCAGGGUCUACUUUAUUCAUCAAUAAAACCAACAUCAUUUUAAAAAACACACUGAUGUAUUGGCUUUAAAUUACAACUUGUAAAAUAUUUUGAGUAUCAGUAUAUGGAUGGAUGGAGAGGUUUACACUGACCUUGUAUUUUUCUAACAGUCUUAUGGGAGAUCAUAUUCAUAAUUUAUGACUCUUCCAUGAUUAAAACUCAAAGAUAACAGCUCAUUAUUAAUUCUUAAAGAUCACUUGACUUCAUUAUUUCAUUCUAACACACUGGUAAUUUUUUUUUUUUGCAUGCACCAAACUCUAUUUUUAAAUAAAUAAAUAAAU